UCUUUGUUUUAAGAAACUUAAUUAAACUGCUGCAUGGCCCAACCUAGGCCCCCGCAUCGCGGUUGCUUGCUGAUUAAAAAAUGCAGGCACAUGCUCAUGUCCAGCCCUUUAUGUAUCGGUAAAAGUUCUCGUCCUUGCGUAAUCCCAUUGUAAUAUAAUAUCCCAACUAACAAGCCAAAUCAAACAUAAGAAUAUACACAUGUCACAAUCGCCUCAACACAAGCGUCAGAAGAUGUCCAAUGGAAGAAACUUUGAGGACUACGAAGAACUCAACAUCAUUGGAACAGGCGCCUAUGGGACUGUCUACAGGGCCCGGGACACAGUUACGGGCAAUAUUGUGGCCCUGAAAAAGAUCCGCAUCGCCCUCAAUGAGAACGGAGUACCGAUGUCCACGUUGCGGGAGAUCUCCCUGCUGAAGCAGCUCAAUGCGAGCGAUCACGCCAACAUUGUCAAACUGUUCGAAGUAUGCCAGUUUCUGGAGCGCGACGGACAACUAAUGAUUCUCCUGGUCUUUGAGCACCUGGAGCAGGAUUUAUCUGACCUCAUCGAACGCCUGCCCAAAUCGGGCAUGUCCCCCAUCACAAUCCAGCGUCUGUCGCGGGAGCUCCUGACCGGCGUGGACUUUCUGCACUCGCAUCGCAUCAUCCACCGCGAUCUGAAACCGCAGAAUCUGCUAGUUUCCGCUCAGGGCCAUCUGAAGAUCGCCGAUUUUGGUCUGGCCAAAACGUACAACUCCGAAAUGAAGCUGACAUCAGUGGUUGUUACGCUGUGGUAUCGCGCUCCCGAGGUACUUCUUAUCCAGCCCUACAACAGUUCCGUGGAUCUCUGGAGUGCCGCCUGCAUAAUCUUUGAGAUGUUCAACCGGAAGGCUCUGUUCCCGGGCACAUCAGAGAAGAACCAGCUGGAUCGUAUAUUCGAGCUGACGGGCCGACCCACAGAUCAGCAAUGGCCCAAAACCAUCUCUGUGGCACGGGAGCAUUUCCCUCACCGCCUUCCCAAGCGGCCACGUGACUUUUGUCCCAACCUGUGCGAGUUCUCCGAUGACCUGUUGAAUCAAAUGCUGUCGUACGACAUAAACAUGCGCCCCUCGGCCCUGGUUUGCCUAGAGCACGAUUACUUCACGCAGGAGCCUCUUUAAGACAGGGCCACCGAUGGGUACAAUGGACAGAGCUCCCAGACGUAGUCGGGUGGAGUUCGUACGCAUUGGAUGGCCGCAACCAGUGUUUUGUUCUUGUCAUAAUGUUCCUUUAAAUGCAGUCCAGCAUGUCGUUCAUUUUCCAGUCUAGGUGUCUUGCCCUGCACCCGGGUCCAGGUCCUAAGGCAGAAGCAGGAGCUGAAUGAAUACCAUACCUUAAUAUGUUUUAAGUCGUAAGUUAAGUGUAGAACGUGCGCAAAACGUGUAGCCGCUAAAUCCCCAAAAGUGGAACGAUUGUCGGGGAAGAUCAGUCCCAUUCGAAAUGUGAUACAACAAGUUCAGGAAUACAUUAUACAAUUUCAAAAUUUUGUACAUCAGCAGAAAUAAUCUAUAUUUGUGCCUAUGUGCAGAAACUAUGUUUGUAAAUACACGUAUGUAUGUAUGUAAGUAUACAUAUAUGAUGCAUUGAUACCUA
Messenger RNA from Drosophila persimilis, 1610 nucleotides. RefSeq names its product cyclin-dependent kinase 4 (gene Cdk4). NCBI's taxonomy places the organism in Eukaryota, Metazoa, Arthropoda, Insecta, Diptera, Drosophilidae. Gene Ontology annotation, cellular component: cytoplasm; nucleus; cyclin-dependent protein kinase holoenzyme complex. The transcript has 7 exons. The record is from RefSeq and is a predicted model, not a curated record. Bases 200 to 1138 code for a protein of 312 amino acids. Gene Ontology annotation, biological process: protein phosphorylation; regulation of G2/M transition of mitotic cell cycle; signal transduction. Gene Ontology annotation, molecular function: cyclin binding; ATP binding; cyclin-dependent protein serine/threonine kinase activity.